Molecule: messenger RNA, 1802 nt
Organism: Rubroshorea leprosula
Lineage: Eukaryota; Viridiplantae; Streptophyta; Magnoliopsida; Malvales; Dipterocarpaceae
Source: the annotation of a GenBank genome assembly
AUCCAUCUCUCUUGCUUUGCUUCUUCUCUGCAACUUCAAUGGCGACUCACAAAACCCCGAAGCCCAAACUGAGAUCCAAAUCCCAAAUUCCCACCAUUUUGAUCUGCGUAGCUGCCAUUUUUCUCUUGUAUCUGCUAUGCUCCAUAGAUUUCUCAAGUGGGUUUUCAUUUUUCUCUCAAAAAACCCUAGGCAAUGUGAAGAAAUCCAAGGAAAAGAGGCAGCACACUGUCCAUGAAAAGUACUUGUAUUGGGGAAACAGAAUCGAUUGUCCGGGAAAGCAUUGUGAAUCGUGUGAGGGUCUGGGUCACCAGGAAUCUAGCCUCAGGUGUGCUCUUGAGGAAGCCAUGUUCUUGAAAAGAGUUUUUGUGAUGCCUUCUAGGAUGUGCAUCAAUCCAAUACAUAAUCAGAAAGGAAUCCUCCAUCAAUCUAAAGAUGCAAGUGCUGAGGAAAGGUGGGCAGCAAACUCUUGUGCCAUGGAUUCUUUGUAUGAUAUAGACCUUAUAUCCAACACUGUUCCUGUAAUUUUAGAUAACUCAAAAACAUGGUAUCAGAUACUGUCAACAAGUAUGAAGUUGGGAGAUAGGGGAGUUGCUCAUGUUGAAGGAGUUAGUCGUGUUGAUCUCGAGGAGAGUAGUCACUACUCAAAUCUCUUGCUUAUAAACCGAACUGCAAGCCCUCUAUCAUGGUUUAUGGAAUGCAAGGAUCGAAAUAAUCAUAGUGCUAUAAUGUUGCCAUAUUCAUUUCUUCCUUCAAUGGCAGCUGAAAAAUUAAGAAAUGCAGCUGACAAGAUCAAAGCACUUCUUCGUGACUAUGAUGCUAUACAUGUACGUCGAGGAGAUAAAAUCAAAACAAGGAAGGACAGGUUCGGUGUCGAAAGGAGCUUACAUCCUCAUAUGGACAGGGACACUCGCCCAGAAUUUAUCCUUCAUAGAAUCCAGAAAUGGGUCCCACCUGGACGAACUCUUUUUAUUGCUUCAAAUGAGAGGACACCAGGAUUCUUUUCACCUCUCUCUGUCAGGUAUAAACUGGCUUAUUCCUCAAAUUUCAAUCACAUCCUAGACCCAGUAAUAGAAAACAAUUACCAGUUAUUUAUGGUUGAGAGGCUCAUCAUGAUGGGAGCAAAAACAUUCAUCAGAACAUUCAAGGAAGAUGAUGCGGAUCUCAGCCUCACAGAUGAUCCGAAGAAGAAUACUAAGGUCUGGCAAUUACCAGUUUAUACCUCGGAUGAAGAGGGAAGUUGAGUUUCCUUCAAGUCUUGCAUGUGGUUCAGCGUAUUGCCUGCCACUUUUUGUUGUGACAUAUUCUGCAUGCUGCCAUCCUCUUCAUUGAAAACACAAGCAUAUAAUUGAUUUGCAUACCAGAAUCUUGUAGCUGCAGGUUGAGACUCAAUACCAAAGCCAAUACUGGGAGGCGGAAUAUUUCAUUGGCGGAUGUAAAUUUGUGUUCUUUGGUAAAAAUAGAGUUUUGUGUCAGUAUGUGCUUUCAGUUCUGUAUCAUAGCCAUUCUUCUCAAGGGGCCCCCCUUCUUUUUUUUUUUCUGUACUUUACUCUUGACAUCCUUAUUGUUUCAAAUUAAAUUGUCACACAUAUAGUUCUAAUGAGUAACCCAAAGGUAUAAACUGGCUUAUUCAUCAGAUUUCAAUCACAUCCUGGACCGAGUAAUAGAAAACAAUACCAGUUUCUUAUGGCUGAGAGGCUUAUCACUAUGGGAGCAAAAACAUUCAUCAGAACAUUCAAGGAAGAUGAUACAGUUCUCACCCUCACAGAUGGCCUGAAGAAGGAUACUAAAGCCUGGAAAAUACC